Messenger RNA from Quercus robur (English oak), 1479 nucleotides. RefSeq lists its product as uncharacterized. Lineage: Eukaryota; Viridiplantae; Streptophyta; Magnoliopsida; Fagales; Fagaceae. The transcript has 3 exons. The record is from RefSeq and is a predicted model, not a curated record. The coding region runs from base 1 to 1479 and encodes 492 amino acids.
AUGAAAAUCAUUAGUUGGAACUGCUGGGGGCUUGGGAACCUCUGUGCAGUUACAGCCCUCUUUCAUAUUGUAAAGGUUCAAGCACCCAAGGUUUUGUUUCUUAUGGAGACGAAACGAUCAGUGACAGAGAUGAAGCAAAUAACAGAUGAUUUACCAUACCAAGGGGUCUUUGUGGUACCUAGUGUGGGAAGAAGUGGCGGAUUGGUAAUGAUUUGGAAGGAGGAAGUCAACUUGCACAUUCAGACAUACACCCAGAAUCAUAUUGAUGCAAUCAUCUAUAACAACUCGAGUCCAGCAUGGAGAAUUACAGGCUUUUAUGGCCAACCAGAUGCAAAUCGAGAAGCAAGGUCGAAUCCCAAACCAGCAGCUCUAAUGGAGGCUUUUCGAAGUGCACUUCUUCAUUGUAAUCUUAUUGAUCUUGGGUACACUGGGAACAAGUACACAUGGAAUAGUGGAAGACAUCAUGGAGAGUUUGUCCAACAAAGACUAGACCGAGCUUGUGCCACAUUGGAAUGGAGAGAGCUUUUUCCCCACAGUCGAGUAACUCACCUACAAGCACCAUAUUCAGAUCAUAUCCCAAUCUUGCUCACCACUCACAACACAAACAUCUCUACCCGAAGAAAAAAAUUCCCUCACCGGUUUGAGGAAAAAUGGGCUUCACACCUGGAUUGUGAACCAGUCAUCCAAGCAGCUUGGAACCAAGUGCAUCCUAGGGGGAGUCUGAUGUUCAGGUUGUUCGAAAAAAUCAAACAUUGCAGGAUGGAUUUGAUUGGAUGGUCCCAAUCUGCUUUUGGAGAUACUGAAGCAAAAUUGGAGGAGAAACAAAAGGAAUUGGAGGACCUAACAAAACAAAAUACCGGUGACAAGAUGGAGAGCAUCAACAUGGUGAAGAGUGAAAUAAAUAGAUUGUUGUAUCAAGAGGAAUUAACAUGGAGGCAACAGUCAAGGGCAAUUUGGCUACAAGCGAGUGACAAGAAUACAAAAUUCUUCCAUCAAACAGCAAGCCAAAGGAGACGAAGAAAUCAGAUCAUUGGGGUUUUUAAUGAUGAAGAUAGCUGGUGUACAGAUGACAAUGAGAUUGCAAAUGUGGUUGAAAAUUACUUCCAUAAUCUAUUCACUACAGCACAUCUAGAUCACACAAUUAUGGAAAAUGUCCUUGAUUCAGUUGACAGGCGAAUAACAAAUGACAUGAACGGUAUACUCCUACGACCUUACACUGCUGGUGAGAUUAAGAAAGCCCUCUUUCAGAUGCACCCAUCAAAGUCUCUUGGGCCGGAUGUCCUCGCUAAUCGGUUAAAGAUUAUAUUGCUCAAUGUUAUAUUUGAUGCCCAGAGUGCUUUUGUGCCAGAUAGAUUGAUCACAGAUAAUACUACUGUAGCAUUUGAAGUGUUGCACAGGAUGCGUAAUAGACGAAGGGGAAAAAGAGGACACAUGGCAGUAAAAUUGGACAUCAGCAAGGCCUAUGACAGGGUGGAAUGA